AUGCAAUUAUUAUAUUGUUAAACUUAGUCGAAUAUCUAGAAGAUUUUAGAUAAUUAUCUGAAUUUUUAUAAACCUAAGAAAAUAAGAUAGAAUUGUCAUAAGAUUGUAAAUUUAUUGAUGAUCUUUAAAAAUAAUUUGAACUCAUUUUUUUAAAAUGAAACACAAAUCGCAACUAUUUAGACAUUUAAGGCUGUUGUAUAAAAUAUAAAUAAUUUAAACAAAGAUAAUAAAAUUGAAAUAAUGUUUUCGUUAACUUAAAAUAAUUAAAUAAAUAUAUACAAAUAUUAAGAAAGGUUUAAGUUUAAGCAAUCUUUGUCCAAAAAAUAAAAAAGAAAUAAUUAUGAUUGA
Messenger RNA from Paramecium primaurelia, 348 nucleotides. The record is from the annotation of a GenBank genome assembly. NCBI's taxonomy places the organism in Eukaryota, Ciliophora, Oligohymenophorea, Peniculida, Parameciidae.